AUGCAGCAGCAGGAGCACGUGAGUGAGGAGACGGCGAAGAUGAACGAGAUCAUGGGCAAAGAGGGGCCGGAUAUUGAGGGUCAAGGUACACCCGUGCAAGAUAUAUUGAAAGCCGAGCCGGAAGCGCAAAAGCAAGCUCCCCAAGUCAUGAAAGACUCCAUCAGAACCGGCCAAGGAGCAGCCAACGCCAAGCCUUCCACCUCACGCUCCUUCUCCACCCUCACGCGACGUCGACAACAAGACCUCACCACCUCCACCCACCUCCCCUCCUCACUCGACCCCUCAAUGAUCCCCACCGCCGCCCAACGAGCCACCUACACCGACUCACACCCGCCCGCCCCACCCUCCGUCCAAGACACGAAGACAGGCCACAAAUUCCCCCUCCCCUCCCUUCCCCUCCCGCCCACCGCUCGAAAGGACGAGCGCUACGACCCCAUCGUCACCCAACUAACCAACCUCCUCAUGCGCGACGGCAAAAAAGCCACCGCCCAACGCAACAUGACCACCAUCCUGACCCACCUCCGCACCUCUCCCGCCCCCGUCUACAACCCCACCCGCCCCCUCCUCCCGGGCGCUCCACCAGCCUCCCACCUACCGCUCCACCCAAUCCUCUACCUCACCCUCGCCAUCGACUCCGUAGCCCCACUCUUACGGAUCCGAAGCCAACGUGGCGCGGCGGGAGGUGGCGUCGCCCUCCAAAUCCCUGUCCCACUUGGGUUACGGCAGAGAAGGAGACAAGCGUUCAUGUGGAUCCUGGACGCGGCGGAGAAACGGCAGAAUCGGGGCAGCGGGCGGGAUAUGUUCGCCACGCGCGUGGCGGAGGAGUUGGUGGGGAUUGUGGAGGGGCGGAGUGGGGUUUGGGAGCGCAGGGCGGCGGUGCAUCGCUUGGGCACGACGAGCCGGAGUAAUUUGACUUAUGGGAGUCGGGGGAGGAGGUGA
Baudoinia panamericana UAMH 10762 is the source of this 939-nucleotide messenger RNA. RefSeq lists its product as uncharacterized. The record is from RefSeq and is a predicted model, not a curated record. Gene Ontology annotation, biological process: ribosomal small subunit assembly; translation. Bases 1 to 939 code for a protein of 312 amino acids. Gene Ontology annotation, molecular function: mRNA binding; rRNA binding; structural constituent of ribosome. Gene Ontology annotation, cellular component: ribosome. Lineage: Eukaryota; Fungi; Ascomycota; Dothideomycetes; Mycosphaerellales; Teratosphaeriaceae. The transcript is spliced from 2 exons.